UCCCAGUCCCAGACAGUGGUCCUCGCGGAGGAGAUGACAACUAGAAGAUUGCCUGGGACUUGUGGAGUGCGAAAUAUUUUGUUUUUAGUAAAGGAAUAAUUCUGGGUUCAAUGAAUUUACAAUUCCUAACCAGUGAUGAGCUGGCUGCUAAAGUGGAUUCUUAUAGCAGCAGGGAUUCAACAGGCCUACUCCCAGACCCAGAUUUCCACUGCCAUGCUGCCCCUAGCAGAAUCCACAGACCUAGAGCCAUACAACCGGACCCAGUACUGCCACUGGCCCUGUGAGUGCCCCCUGGUCCCCCAUUCCUGCCCUUCAGGGGUGAGCUUGCUCAUGGAUGGCUGUGACUGCUGCAAGGCCUGCGCCAGGCAGGUGGGGGAGGAGUGCAACGAGGCAGACACUUGUGACUACCAUAAGGGAUUGUACUGCGAUUACAGCUCAGACAAGCCUAGGUACGAAAAAGGAGUGUGUGCAUAUAUGGUUGGCGUGGGCUGCGAGCAUGAUGGUGUGAUCUACCGGAAUGGGCAGAGCUUCAAACCCAGCUGUAAAUACCAGUGUCUGUGUGUGAACGGGGCCAUCGGGUGCGUGUCACUGUGUACGGACUCCCAGCCCCCCCGGGUGUGGUGCCAGAACUCAAGGAGGGUCAAGAUCCCAGGACGCUGCUGUGAACAGUGGAUCUGUGACGAGCCCAAGAAGGGGAGGAAGACUGCUCCAAGACAUGCAGUGGAAGCUCUUCCUGUUGAGGUGAAGGGCCAGAGCAGGAACUGUGUGAUCCAGACAACCUCCUGGAGUAUCUGCUCUAAGACUUGUGGUCGAGGUCUGUCCCUGCGUGUCUCUAAUGCUAACGACAGGUGUGAGAUGGUAAAAGAGUCCCGCCUCUGCAACAUACGGCCCUGUGAGGUGGACAUCACCAAGCACAUCAAGCCAGGGAAGAAUUGUAUGAACAUCUACAGAGAAGAGAAGCCAAAAAACUUUACCAUCUCAGGCUGUGUCAGUAAGAAGUCUUACAGGCCUAAAUACUGUGGGGUCUGCGUGGCCACGGACCAUCGCUGCUGCAUUCCCUACAAGUCCAAGACCAUCGAUGUGGAGUUUCUGUGUCCCAACGGUGCCGUGUUCAUCUGGCAAGUCAUGUGGAUCAACGCCUGCUUCUGUAACCUCAGCUGCAAGAACCCCAAUGACAUCUUCGCUGAGCUGGAGAAUUACUAUGGCUACCCUGAGAUCGUGAACUGAGACAUUUCAAUAAUAAGCCAUGCUCUUAUUAUGGGCUCUAUUCAAUCAGAUCUGCUUAGCCAACAUCCGCAUAGCAGUUAUUUUGAUGGUGUUAGAGGUGGAACUGCUUUAGAGCUGUCAAGCCACAAGUGGCUCCCGGUAUUAUACCUAAAGCGGACAUUGCCAUCGGCUGCACGGAGGCACAUGAACAGCCACAGGAAUGUACACCUCCAUUAUCAUGAUAGAAAUGCGUAUUAUUUAGUUUUAAUGAUUUUAAAUUUGAGCGUCAUUAUUUCUAUAUAGCCUACACUUUCUCCUUCUGAACUUCUAACGGGAGUGUGACGGGUGUGGAUUUGUGACAAUGGUCGCAUGUGUAGCUGCUCACCGAUUUGCAUUUCGAUCUCUGAAACAUCCACUAUGCAGGUGUCUGCUAUCGCUGGUUAAUGCCUGAUCUAAUUGAUCCUAGGCCUAAGCCUCCAUCUACCCCUAUUUUCACCUACUUUUCCUUUUCUCAAUGUUUUUUUGUUUGUCAGACUUUCAGAAACUCUGUUUUAUAUGUGAAUUUAUUUUAUACAUAGAGGCCGGUAUUCAAUCUAAGGCACGUUUUAGAACAACGCUCCAUACAGCAGACAGUCCGCCUUUUAAAGGCAAUUUCCCCAGCAUUCACAGAGAUGGCAUUCAGUCCAUUCAGUCCAUCCAUUCAGUCCAUCCAUUCAGUCCAUCCAUUCAGUUUCAUCCAUUCAGUUUCAUCCAUUCAGUCCAUCCAUUCAGUCCAUCCAUUCAGUUUCAUCCAUUGGAUUGAAUUCCAGACAAAGCAGUUUUUCUUACAAGGGGAUCUUUCUUUUGCUUUUUUUCCUAUUGGAAAAAUGUGUAAAUCAAUAUUUUUUGUUUGUUUUUUUUAGCUCAUCUUUAUAUGGUUGCUUUCGGAAAUAGUUUAUUGACUUACAAGUAAACCAAGUGUGUGAAAUAUUUUAGUUAUAAUUUAUUGAAGUACAUUUUUGAAUACUAAAUGAUUGAACAAAUUGUUUGUCAUACAGGUAUUUUUAUAUUAACAGUAACAAGUUUCAUGAAAUCUCGUUCAUACUCAUGUAAAGAUUGUUCAAUUCAGAGCC
Molecule: messenger RNA, 2318 nt
Organism: Oncorhynchus keta (chum salmon)
Lineage: Eukaryota; Metazoa; Chordata; Actinopteri; Salmoniformes; Salmonidae
Product: CCN family member 4-like
Exons: 5
Coding region: 136-1227 (363 amino acids)
Biological process (GO): signal transduction; cell adhesion
Cellular component (GO): extracellular matrix; extracellular region
Molecular function (GO): heparin binding; integrin binding
Source: RefSeq, a predicted model, not a curated record